AUGUUUUUAACAUUAGAAAAAAAGGCAAAUACCCUGAAUUAUUUGGUGUUGGGCAUUGAAGAUCAUAAUGAUUAUGAAGCAAACACAAUGAUAACGAUACCGAUAAACUUUUCAAAAUUUCAUAACUUGAUAAUGUUAAAAUAUAAAUUUUAUUGGCCGCGUUUUGAACAUCAAAUUCAAACUUCAUGUUAUCAAAAUCUUAGAACCCUUCAUGUAAAUUAUAUUCAUAUCAGCACAAUCAUUUGCGUGAUUAAAAACUGUAAAGGGCACCUCAGGAAAAUUUUAGUCGAUGAAUAUGAUAAGAGAGAUAACAAUUAUCAAGAAUCUCUUCUCCUUAUCCGUACGGUUUAUGAAUAUUGUCCUUUGGUCGAAUAUUUGUCACUCGCAUUUCCAAAAUCAACAAAUCAUUUCGUUGAACUCGAAAAAUUACUAAAAACGUGUCUAAAAUUGAAUUCGUUACUGUUAAAAAUCGCUUGUUCUUAUCACGAUGAAAAAUCGCUUGAGGAGGCAAGACUUGAAACAGGAGAAGAAUUAUCAAAUCUAUUAAUAAAAUCAACACCAGAUAAUUUAAGAGAAAUUAGAUUAGGGGAAAUGGUUUCACAUACUUAUGGGGUUAAAUUUUCAUUGGAAACCUUGGAUGCUUUAUUAGAUAAUUGGAGAGGUCGUUCGAUAAUUACAUCAGACGAAUCAUAUAAAAAAGAAGAAUAUAUGGAAAUAAUAAAUAAGUACAUGGAUGAUGGAGUGAUUAAAAAAUUUAAAUGUGUUAAACCGUGGGAAGUUCAUUUUCAUAAUGAUUUGUCGAUUAAAGAUUAA
Funneliformis mosseae is the source of this 813-nucleotide messenger RNA. The record is from the annotation of a GenBank genome assembly. Lineage: Eukaryota; Fungi; Glomeromycota; Glomeromycetes; Glomerales; Glomeraceae.